Messenger RNA from Leptidea sinapis, 5099 nucleotides. RefSeq names its product protein transport protein Sec24A (gene Sec24AB). Gene Ontology annotation, molecular function: zinc ion binding; SNARE binding. Gene Ontology annotation, cellular component: endoplasmic reticulum exit site; COPII vesicle coat. The coding region runs from base 196 to 3606 and encodes 1136 amino acids. Gene Ontology annotation, biological process: endoplasmic reticulum to Golgi vesicle-mediated transport; intracellular protein transport; COPII-coated vesicle cargo loading. Lineage: Eukaryota; Metazoa; Arthropoda; Insecta; Lepidoptera; Pieridae. The transcript is spliced from 17 exons. The record is from RefSeq and is a predicted model, not a curated record.
CAUUUUGUGGUUUUUAAUAGAGGGCGCUUUCAUUGCCUCGGCCACGUAAGUCAGGGUCGUAAUUUCCAUCGUAUUUCUACGAUAUCACGUUAAUUUUACGUGUUGUGAGAAUAUGUGAGAAUGGUAUAGUUAUACAAAUUUGUGUAGAAAGUUUUAACGUGUCUUUCCACCUUUCCCACCACUGCAAGAUAAGCCAUGUCUAACAUUACAAAUCCGUACAAUACUGGCCCACAACACCCAAAUUUGGGCCCAUACCAGUUUAAUCAACCAAACCAAUUACCUGGAUUACCAAAUAAACAAGAUGCUAACUCCAAUAAUCCGUACCAAGUUCAGGGACUCAACAACCAAUCAAACCACAAUAGCCAAAGUGCUAGUAGUUCACCAGCGUUCAACCAUCCGAGUAUGAUGCCUACACCACCUCCUAACAUACUGUCAUCAUCAAUGAGGCAGCCAGUAAAGCCUAUUAUAAAUCAAUCUCUACUACCUAAUAUCCAGAACAUUCCACCAUCAAACCCAAGCCCAAGGCCUAUGAUUAAUACUACAAGUUCCUCUCCAUAUCAUCCAAAUCCACAAAUUCGCCAGAUAAAUGACAAUGCUCCUCCUCUUAUAUCUUCUAGUCAAUAUAAUCAACCACUAAUGAAUGGUCCAUCUAGUUUGACAUCAAAAGCCCCAAUGAAUCAAUACCCAGUAUCUUCAACUUCUAUUUUACCACCACCUAUUGGAAACCAGGCCACUGUUAGUGCAUUAACUCAAAUGCCACCUUUUCCUUUAACAUCCAUGUCUUCAAAUCCAACUAGCCAACACAAUGCACCUUUAGGUUCCAUGCCAAGAAGGAAUAGCCCUAUUGUCCCUGGACCACCAACAAGUUCUUCUAUUCCUAAUGUGGGUCCACCACGAAAUAAUGCCUUAAAUGGCCCUCCUGUGCCAGGCGCACCAUUUUCAUCCAUGUCUGGGCAAGUAGGUCCUCCCAGGAGUAUUAACAGUGGUCCAUCAUCUUUACCUGUUGGUCCUAUGAGUGGUAUUCAGAUGAGACCAACAACUAGCCAACCCAUGCAAUCACACAUUCUUCCUCCAAGAAUGACAGUAAAUACACCUAUUCAUCCUAAUAUUGGUCAAGGACCCCCAAACCAAUCUAUGGGCUAUCCAGGCCCUAAUAUGAGUGGUCCUCAAAGCUUGACUGGACCAGAAAUGGCACCUAUUGGACAGAUAAACAAACAAGGACAACAACAGAGCAACAUGCAGAAUAGAUAUCCUCUAAUGCCGCCAAGCAAUUUCCCUCCUCAACAAGCAAAGCAAAAUGUGACAGGAUUAUCACAACAAAUGGGAAAUUUAAGUGUAACUCAACAAGGAUUUAAUCAAUUAUGGGGUCACCAGAUGGUAGAUCUUCUCCAGUGUCGUCACAUUCUCCCUGAAUAUCCUGAGGAACCUCCUGAAAUUCGACUGGCUGCACCAUUUGCAGAUGCCUCUAACUGUAGCCCUGAAAUAUUUCGAUGUACAAUAAACCGUAUUCCCGAUACGAAUUCCCUUCUGCAGAAGUCCAGGUUACCUCUUGGUAUACUCAUACAUCCAUUCAAGGACUUGAACCAUUUGCCCGUGAUCCAGUGCACGACGAUAGUGCGAUGCCGCGCUUGUCGCACCUACAUCAACCCGUUCGUGUACUUCGUCGACGCCAAGCGGUGGAAGUGCAACCUGUGCUACCGCGUCAACGACUUACCUGAAGAGUUCCAAUACGACCCCGUGAGCAAAACGUAUGGCGACCCGACGAGGCGGCCAGAGAUAAAGUCUGCCACCAUAGAGUUCAUAGCGCCCAGCGAGUACAUGCUGCGACCGCCGCAGCCCGCCGUCUAUCUGUUCCUACUGGACGUGUCGCAGAUCGCCAGGGAGUCUGGAUACUUGCAGGUCGUAAGCGACGUGUUGAAUGCGAACUUGGACCAACUACCCGGCGAUGCGCGCACGCAGAUCGGCUUCAUCUGCUACGACUCGCACGUGCACUUCUACCUGAUCGGCGAGGGACUCACCAAGCCGAAGGAGAUGACGGUGCUGGAUAUCGAUGACAUCUUCCUGCCGUCGCCCGAGUCGCUGUUGGUGAACGUGGGUGAGCGGCGCGACAUGGUCCGCGAGCUCAUUGCAGCGCUGCCGCAGCGACACGCGCCGCCGGGCCCGCCCGCGUCGGCGCUUGGUGCGGCGCUGCAGGCCGCAUACAAGCUCAUGGCACCCACUGGUGGAAGAAUAACAGUAUUCCAAACUUGUUUACCGACCAUCGGUCCCGGUGCGUUACAGUCAAGAGAAGAUCCAAACGCACGUUCGUCGAAGGACGUGAAUCACCUCAACCCGGCCACAGACUUCUACAAGCGAUUGGCUCUGGACUGCAGCGGCGCUCAGAUAGCAGUCGAUCUGUUCCUGCUCAGCUCGCAGUAUUGCGAUCUGGCGACACUGAGCGGCAUCAGCAAGUUCAGCGCGGGCACGAUCUACCACUUGCCGCUGUUCCGCGCGAGUCGCUCGUGGCAGAGCGCGCAGCUCACCAACACUUUGACGAGAUACCUCACGCGGAAGAUCGGCUUCGAAGCCGUCAUGAGGGUCCGCUGUACCAGGGGUAUAGCGAUCCACACGUUCCACGGCAACUUCUUCGUGCGGUCGACGGACCUGCUGUCGCUGCCCAACGUGUCUCCCGACGCCGGCUUCGGCAUGCAGCUGGCCAUAGAGGAGUCACUCUCCGACCUGCAGCAGGUGUGCUUCCAAGCGGCACUGCUCUACACCAGCAGUAAAGGUGAACGAAGGAUACGAGUGCACACACUGGCGCUGCCGAUAGCCAGCACGUUGACCGAUGUGUUGCACGCGGCGGACCAGCACUGUAUUAUCGGAUUACUCAGCAAAAUGGCGGUGGACAGAUGCGCGAGCGCGUCGAUGUCGGAGGCUAAGGAGGCCAUCAUCACCGUGGCGGUGGACGUGCUGUCCGCUCACCGCCUGUCUCAGAACCUGCCGGCCGGCCACCUGUCCGGUGCUCUACACGCGCCCGUGUCGCUGCGCCUGCUGCCGCUGUACCUGCUCGGUCUUAUCAAAUCGAAAGCUUUACGAACGGGAACUUCCACGCGUCUGGACGAACGCGUGGCCGCCAUGUGCGACCUGAAAACAUUGCCGCUGUCGCAGCUGAUGCGGGCCGUGUACCCGGACCUGUACCCUGUCCACACGCUCACGCACUACAAGCAAGACGCCUCCACCGCUCCCGACCCGCCCAGACUACAGCUCUCCGCUGAGAGAAUAGACUCAGACGGUGCGUAUCUGUUAGACGACGGUGAAACAAUGCUGAUCUACGUCUGCAAUGCGGUGAGCCCCGCCUUCCUCUCGGAGUGCCUGGGAGUGACGGCCUUCACUCAGCUGAGGGACGAGUCCAGAGAACUGCCGCAGGUCGACUCCGACUAUUGUAGCCUGCUUCACUCCUUCGUUGAGAAGCUCAAUGACGACAGGCCACACCCUUCCAAUAUACUCAUCAUAAGAGAUAACUCACCAUCACGUCUGCAAUUCACCGAGCGUCUAGUCGACGAUCGAGUUGAGGCGGCCUUCUCCUACUACGAAUUUUUACAGCACAUCAAAAAUCAAGUGAAAUGAGUGUUAAAACUACACCUCGGAGUGUACAAAAGCGGCAGAAUUUAUCAAAACGAUUAUAUAUAUUUAUAUUUGUAUUAAGAGCCUUCUUGAACAUCGUGCGCGUUUGAUCGAUACGAAUAUGUUAUUGGUAAUAAUCGCUUUAACAUGAUAAAAGAUAUUUAAAUAUUAAAUUAAUUGAGCGUCAUUAUUUCCAAGACAAGGGCUGCUGUCUCUCUGUAGUCGUUUGAAAUACAGACGCAAAGGGUAAAGCCCUUUGCGUCUUGACCCAUUUUCUCGUAAAAUAGUCGCACAGCAAACAUCGAGAAACGUAUCAAAAUUGGUUUUAACUCCAUUGUAUACCACCUGCAGUUAAUGUUAAAACGUGUAUUUAUUUAAUAUUACGGGUGGCAUACAAAAGAACUAAUUAUUUAUUUUAUAUAUUUGGAACGAUAUUAAUAUUCAAUUACAUAUUGAAGGUAUUCAAAAAUGUUUUAUCAAAUUUAAAGAUAUUUAAUACUUGUAGUUUUGAUUUUAGAUUAGUCCGAACGACGGAAACGCUUAGAGCUUGUCCAGAGGGGGCGAAAUUGCGGUGAUUCUUUGUUGCGUAUCACGCGCGAACGUUGCGUCGAAGGAUCAUACAAACGCAGGAGCUAAAAACACUCCGUACCAAAAUUUUGGCGCUCCAUUUCACUCGAUACGUGCACUCGCUCUGGAGUUCACGCGUUAACUGGAGAAAACAAGGCAUCUCUACUCUCUAGUAUCUCGAAUCGCGCGCAACGUGCCAUUGUCGAGUCUGGCGAAGUGCACGCGAUUUACGCGCGUAUGUUGAUGUCGUGCAAUGCUUUUACGCGAUAAAUAUAGCGCGUAAAGGCAACAACUAAAGGAUACUUUGAUACGCCCUGCCCAUAACAAUGCAAUUCCGCUCAGGACUCGUUGAAAAACCCAAAAAUUAUGAGCGGCACUACAAUAAUAGCGCUCGUCACCUUGAGACAUACGAUGUUAAGUCUCAUUUGCCCAGUAAUUUCACUAGCUCGGCGCCCUUCAGACCGAAACACAGUAAUGCUUAAACAUUACUGCUUCACGUUGUGGCCAUAAUCUAGCCGGCAUCCUGUGCAAAGGAGCCUCCUAAUGGAAAAUCUUGCUAACGCGUUGCAUUCUUGCAUUCAUUCGCGAGAAACGUUUCGCGGCGAAUUCGCCCCUUCUGGACAAUGUCUUAUACGAUCAUUUUGUUAUGUUGAGGCAGUGUUGUCAGAAAAAAAAUUGAAAUAUUCCAAUUAGAAUCGCGAUGGUCAGGGAGGCUCGUCUUAAGACUAUGAAUUUAUUUUACCGCUCCGUAUAAAGAGCGUUUGAGUCGAGCUUGUGAGUCGGUUUAUUUGUAAAUUAUUUUAUAGGGCAACUAUCAAUUGUAAAUUCUUUAUAAUGUGAAUUAAUUACUUAGAUGGUUUUGUACUGGUUCGUUUAUUGUAAAUAGUAUGAGCAUCCUUUAAUGUAUUUAAAUAAAACUUAUGAACUGA